AUGGUUGAUGUGGAGGGUAGCUCUAGUGGAUUUGCUCCGAAUCCGCCCACUGUCGGGCUAGAAGGUGCUUCUAGCGCCAUUCCAAUCGGUCACGAUGUCAUCGUCCAUGUUUCAUCUCCAUCAUUUGCAGCAGAUCUACCUGUUCAGGCCGAUAAUGCAGACGAUUUGGGUGAUGUGCGUACCUUCAGCGAGCUUGCAGCUGCAAUCAGAGCAGCACAGGUAUUGGAUGGUACAACAUCAUUCAUAGAGGUCAGAGACAGGGAUCCACUUGCAGAGGUCAUAGGCGAUGAUGAGUCAGAUUCGGAACCAUCCAUUAUUGGAGAUGAUACUGAUGAUGAGGAAGACACAAGACAAGUUGGGAGAUCGCAAGGGCAAUCAAGCUCUCAGACACAACAGUACUCUCCACACUUCUCUACGUUGGAUCUUGAGGCAAUGAAUCAACCAACAUUUUCAGGUCAACAGUUGUCUGCUAUUCACGUAGACGGGCACGGUAUGCAUGGCACAGAGGAGUUUGAAAUUGGGCAACGGUUCCAAAGUAAGGAGGAAGCAGUGUUGACAGUGAAGAGUUAUAAUAUUCGUCGGGGUGUUGAGUAUAAGUUUGGGAAUGGGUGUAAUUGGAUAAUACGUGUGACUAUACGGCAAAGGAAAGGCUACUGGAAAGUCCGAAAGUACAAUGCGCCACACACAUGUCUUGCAACCGAACUGUCGGCCGACUACAGGCAGCUUUAUCAUGUGAUCUGUGCAUUAAUACUAUCGCUGGUCAUGGCGGAUGCAGCAAUCUCGGUGAAAGUAUUGCAGAAUGCGGUCUCAACGAAAUAUAGUUUCAAUCCCAGUUACAGGAAGGUGUGGAUGGUUAAGCAGAAGGCGAUUGCACAGAUUUAUGGUGAUUGGAGGAGUCUUACAACCUGA
Messenger RNA from Arachis ipaensis, 909 nucleotides. RefSeq lists its product as uncharacterized. Lineage: Eukaryota; Viridiplantae; Streptophyta; Magnoliopsida; Fabales; Fabaceae. The record is from RefSeq and is a predicted model, not a curated record.